GAGGAGGAGGUCAGAUCGCGCGAUUCGCGCCGGCGACUAGUGACGGAGGUAUCUCGUGAACCUCUUAACGUCCAACAAAACAAAAAAAAGCAUCUAACGGAAAACAAUCGUCCCGUGUGUCGUAACAAGAAGAAUACAGAGAAUGAGCCGAAAUUCGUGACUGUACGAGAUAAUCGACCUAACCCGGCGUUCGCAACUCCGUUUUUCGCCACGUGAGGACCGUUCCAUCCGUUUCGUAGUACGCACGCCGGUACAUGUACUUCGAUACGGUUCUUUUUUGGCCGCGUUCGGUUUUUUUAUGGAAUACUUAACGAGAAAGAAUCGUCGUUGAAUAAGUAACAAGAAAACGGUACCAGCGUAUAUCGAUGUGUUCAACGAUAUUUCAUGAAGAUUGUUUGGGAAUCUACGCCUAUGCUACAUUAAGAAGAUUCUGAUCACUGGUGAACUUAACGAGAGAAAACUUUGAAACGAACGUUGUCAUUCGAGGUUUGUGCCCGGUGGAGACAGAGUUAAGAAAAGCCUGGGACUACAACAGGCCAUCCCUGGUCCUUCGACCCAGUUCUCAAACCUUUGCCUGAUCAAAUAAAGACAUCUAGAUGUGUUCCAUAGCGAUGCCAGCCGAGCUGCUUCUGGGGCAUAGUCCUCCAGUGUACAGCCCGUUGCUGUACAGACCGUUGGUGGUGACGGCACCGACCAUUACCAGCAGGUCGGUGCCGCCCAGAAUAAGGCCGUGUCUGUCGUCCGGUUCCCUGGCCAUCGACAGCAUACGUAGCAGCAACGAUGGUAACAACAAGCAAAAGAAAAGGGUGGUGUUCGCCGACGAUCGCGGUCGUCCUCUUACUCAGGUUCGAGUGAUGUCCGAGCCCAGCAACGUUCCGCCGCUCUGGAGCACGGCAUACCUGGCCGGCUUAACGGGACGGCUUCUUCACACGAAAAUUGACAGCGACGAGCCCAGCGAGCUGGUGUCCCCGUGGCAGGUGACGUUUCCCCAGCCGGCUAGCGAUUACCUCGCGUUCCGCCGGAAGCUCGACCAGGAGAAUGUUAGUUUGGAAAAUGUGAUAGUGAGGGAGUCGGAACAGUGUUUGGUCGGUACCGUGAAGGUGCGGAAUCUCGCGUACGACAAAGAGGUCGUUGUUAGGGCGAGCAACGAUUCCUGGAAGACCCACGAGGACGUGCACUGCACCUACGUCGAGCAACCGGGAGCCCCAGCUUUGAUACUCUACGACACCUUUCGGUUUCGUUUGACCCUGCCGUUGAAGUCAAACGUGGUCGAGUUCUGCGGGAGGUAUCGGACCGACGGGAAAGAGUACUGGGACAACAACGAGGGAAAGAACUUCAUUGUUCGCAAGAAACUGGAGCCUCGAGCGCCACCGAAACGGUACGAUAUCCUGACCACCGCCGCGUGCGACGGUUUCGCCAGCAACGGGAUACGGGACAGCAUACCACGCAUCUCGGACGCCACCCGUGCGAACGUGCGCACGUGGAGCGAGUUCGCGUCCUGGCAUCAUCUAACGAACGACGCGCCGUACUGGUGAACCACGCGGUGUACCCUCUCGUCAAACGAUGUGUACGAAGUCGUACGAAAAUUCUUCCAGUUUUUACUUGGCUAAUUGUCGAGGCGUAGAUCACGCGGGACGGAGGCCGCACCGUGUCACCACUCACUCACACACACACACGCGCACAUACACACACACAAACCACGGACGUGCGCCGCAGCACGACACACACGACGAGGGAGACACGGUCGUAUGAAGCGUGUGUGUCAACUGACUGGCGCCAGGAAUCUAGACGGGGAGCGGCGGAUAGGAGAAUAUUGACGAAUGAAGGGGAAGAGAGGCGAUAUGGACACGACACAAGUGUUGAAAAGCUAUGAUAUACCAGGGAUAUGUACUACGCUCUCGCGCGCGGAAGGGAAAGUCAUCGCGAGAUUGGAGGACGAUUAGAGCGCGGCGCGGACCGGAGAGGAGGCCCACCGGUCGCACGUUACUUCUACGAUAGCAACGUGCACACACACACACGCAACGAUCUACACCAUCAGCAGCCGUGCAACAGCGAAGCAAAAAACACGCAAAGAACGCGCCCUCUACGAUCAUCGGAAUUAUUGGGUUCACACGAAGGCUUUUCCCUCCGCCCCCAGCUGCCAACACGGAGAAUUGCCAUAUGUGUCGUCUUCGUCUCGUUCGUCGUCUUCUUCCUUCUCCACUUCCUCUUUCCUGGAACUUGGCCGCGAAAGCCGAGGAUAAUGUCCGUCAAGAUAAGUUUCCAUCUUUCGAGUUGACCAAAAUCUCGCUGGUCUCGUCCAUUCCUAUUUCUCGAAACUACU
Dufourea novaeangliae is the source of this 2323-nucleotide messenger RNA. It is a transcript of the gene Gbs-70E, whose product is annotated as protein phosphatase 1 regulatory subunit 3C-B. The record is from RefSeq and is a predicted model, not a curated record. Gene Ontology annotation, biological process: regulation of glycogen biosynthetic process. The coding region runs from base 597 to 1535 and encodes 312 amino acids. Gene Ontology annotation, cellular component: protein phosphatase type 1 complex. The transcript is spliced from 5 exons. Gene Ontology annotation, molecular function: glycogen binding; protein phosphatase 1 binding. NCBI's taxonomy places the organism in Eukaryota, Metazoa, Arthropoda, Insecta, Hymenoptera, Halictidae.